Mucor mucedo is the source of this 536-nucleotide messenger RNA. RefSeq names its product HRDC-like protein. The transcript has 5 exons. Bases 60 to 491 code for a protein of 143 amino acids. Gene Ontology annotation, biological process: mRNA export from nucleus in response to heat stress; nuclear-transcribed mRNA catabolic process, deadenylation-dependent decay; transcription initiation at RNA polymerase II promoter. The record is from RefSeq and is a predicted model, not a curated record. Gene Ontology annotation, cellular component: RNA polymerase II, core complex; P-body. Lineage: Eukaryota; Fungi; Mucoromycota; Mucoromycetes; Mucorales; Mucoraceae. Gene Ontology annotation, molecular function: translation initiation factor binding; nucleotide binding.
UUUUUUUUUUCGCUCUUUACUUUUGUAAUACACCUUCAACACCUUAAUUACAAACAAAAAUGGCAUCAAAAAAGAGACACAUGAUCCGUGGUGGUACUGAUCAAGAAGAUGCCUCCAUUUUAAAAUUGGGUCCAGAAUUCGAUAAUGCUCAGUGCUUGUAUAUUUCUGAAGUUCGCAUUAUUCUGGAAGCUCAAGAGGAUUCAAAGGAAAAUGGAACCGUAAACCGACCCAGCACAAACGUAAUGUCAAAAACAUUAGAAUACGUACGCGCUUUUAGUAGAUUCAGUAAUAUCGAAUCUGUCCGUGAAGUCAGACAGGUAUUGUUGAAAGAGAAUAUGGCACAAUUUGAAGUGGCACAAAUUGCCAACUUGUGUUGUGAGGAUGCAGAAGAAGCAAAAGCAUUGAUUCCCAGUUUGGAAAAUAAAGUUGAAGUACCCGAACUACAAGAAAUGUUGAGCCAAAUGUUGACUAUUAAGAAGUUCCAAGGUUAACUCUUUAUUGUGUGUGUAUUUCAAUCGUGUAACUUUUUUUUUGUU